This is a messenger RNA of Miscanthus lutarioriparius, 1971 nucleotides long. The record is from the annotation of a GenBank genome assembly. NCBI's taxonomy places the organism in Eukaryota, Viridiplantae, Streptophyta, Magnoliopsida, Poales, Poaceae.
AUGGCCGCCGCCGCCGCCGCCGCCGAGGAUGCGAAGGAGAAGGAGCUCCUGUCGUCGGUGGUGGGCGACAUCCGGAGCUACUCCGGCUCCGACCCUCUCCGCCCGUGGCUCCGGGGGAUGCGGAAGAUGGAGCGGGCGCUGCCGCCGGCGACGCUGCGGGAGAAGCUGCCCAGGUUCCUCCAGAAGUGCGCCCAGGAGUUCCAGGACGACGCCCGCUACCGCGACGACCCGCGGUACCUCCGCGUCUGGAUCCAGCUGAUGGACUACGUGACGGAUGCAAAGCCAUUGCUCAAGAAGAUGGAAAGGAAUGGAAUAGGCCUCAAAAGAGCUUCAUUCUAUAUGGCUUAUGCACUAUAUUAUGAGAAGCACAAGAGGUUCAAUGAUGCAGAGAAGAUGUACCGUUUGGGAUUAGAGAACCUUGCAGAGCCUAUUGGGGAGUUGCACAAAGCACAUAAACAGUUUAAUUUUCGCAUGGAAUCAUACAAGAGCAAAAAUAAGCUGCAGGAAAGAAUGACUAGGAAAGCUGGGUCUAGUGCUACAUCUAUGAACCAAGUCAAAGGUGAAAGCAGAAACUGUAAAGAACUGAAAUCCAAUACAAAGCAAACAUCAGGAAGCAGUUCUAAUCCUUCAUUAGGCUCUUAUCCUCCAUUAGGACCGGCUAAAGUUGGUAUGCUCUCCAGAGGAAACUCAGGAGCAAACAAGAAUUUGUCCCGUUGUAAUAGUGACGAUACUGUAGUUGUACAGUUUAUAGGCUCUGCUUUGGUUGGGAAGUCAGAGACUGAAGAUGCCUGUCACCAUGGCCUAGUUGAACCAACUAUAAACACUAAGGAGGCUUUGGAUGCCAUCAAUAGCAUGUUUAUGGAGCCACUGGAACCUGAAACUAUUCUCAAGAGGCGAUCAAAGCGUGAGAACCCAAAUUAUAAUCAGCAAGCAAGUGCAUUUGAUAUCUUUGUUGAUGACGAUGAACCUAGUGGCAAUGAUACAAAUAUGCUCCAGAACAACAGUGUGAAGCAAGACCAUACAAAAUUAAGUCAGCAAACAAGAGGAUUUGAGGUCCUUGUUGAUGAGGAUGGUCCUAAUGGCAACGACCAAAAUGGAACGCAAAACAGGAACUCUAGAAAGGAAAACAUGAGGUUCAAUCAGGAACCAAGUGUGUUUGAGAUCUUUGUUGAUGAGGAUGGCCCUAAUGGCAACAACCAAAAUGUGGGGCAAAACAAGAACUGUGGGAAGGAAAACAUGGAGGUAAAUCAGGAAAGCAGUGGGUUUGAAAUCUUUGUUGAUGAAAAUGAGGCUAAUAGCACUGCCCGGAAUGCUAUGUGCUACAAGAGUAAUAGGUAUCCUCCAAGACCAUUAUCUGAGUCAUCUAAGCAUCAAGGCGGAAGUGACUUCCAGAAGCCAUUUGUUGGAGGGUUUGCAAUAUUGCCAGAUGAUGAAGAACAAUGUGAGGAAAGUUAUGGUGGUGCUAAUAUAAUUUCCAGAACUAUGCAGCCUACUCAUGAUACUAGUACUUUGCUCUGUCCAGUUCAAGGUAAUUCAGGAACAAGGAAUCGUGAAGGUCCUCAUCCUGUGACUUCUGGGAUUCGAGAUGACACUGUCAUUCGUAGGUUUGUUGGGUCCACUAUUGAUGAUGAGCCUAAGGUGGAAAAUGCAUGCCACCAUGGGUUAGUUGAUCCAACUGUCAAUCUAAAGGAAGCAAUGGAUGAUAUAAACAACAUGUUUGGAAAACCACUGAACUUCAAGGGUGAAAGAACAAAGAGGAAAACUAAUGCACAGUCAGAUGGAAAAGCAGCUCCAGUUUCUGGUUUCUCCAUAUUAGCUGAUGAUGACCUAAAAGAGAACUCCACCAGCAAAGCCAGUCAGAGCAAUUCCUGCAAAUUUGGGGAUGAGAAUGGUCUAUUUGAACCCACAAUCACCACUCGUGAUGUCAUGGCAGAGAUCAACAAUAUGUUUGGAAUGCCACUAGACUUGUAA